CAUGCGCAGAAGAACAAGCGGGACAAACAAGCUGCUGGCGUACGCGAGUAGAGGAAAAACAUACCUCUCGGAGGCUGAACUGUGGAUGCGGAGAGCCGAGAGCGCCCCAUGGAGGCGGCGCUCAACAACCUGGCGAGCACCGCGGAGCUGUUGGCGGUGGCGACCCUGAGCGGCGAGGUGGAGCGAUGGGAUAAACCAACCGUGUCCAGAGCUUUUCAAUGGGCCGGCUACUGCGAACGUCUUUGCUGCAGGUUCCACAACAACCCCGCGGUAAGGAGGACUGUGGAGAAGCAGCUGCGGGUCACGAAUGAAAGGUUGCGAGCCGCCUUCGCGGGAUACAGUGAGGUCUCCUUCUCGGAUUUCUACCGGUGUCGGCACUUGUUGCUCGUUGGGCUGUUGAAAAAUCCUCAGCUGCCCGUCGCCAUCGCGAAGAUGCUCUUUGACACCGCGGGUCCUGUAGACGCCGAGCGGAAGGAGUGCCAGGAGGUCACCGGCUUCUGCAGCCGCAUCAUUCAAUGCAAAUCCGCCUGUAAGGUCCUGAGUCCUCUCGCUGUCUCGUCAGCAGUUGGUGCUGAUGCUGAGGUGCAGGCGGAGAUGCUGAUGGAGCGGUUGGACGCUCUGCUGAGCCGGGCAGGUGAAACCGAGCACAUUUUAGACUCCGUCCUGCAGGGAUGUGAAGGAGCAGCGGGACAUUUGUGUCUGGUCAUCGCCGCGGCUCUGCUGAGGAAGCGAAACCCGGGGGCACAAAGUGCUUCGCAGGACUUUCUGUUGGACUGGCUGCAGAAAGAACAAACCGUGCUGGAGCACAUGUGCUCCGCUCUGCCCUCUACCCUCAUCAUAGAGCUGACCAAAAAACAGAUGAAAUUUAGAGAUGCCUUCUGCGAUCUGCUGAAAAAGUGGGCGUCUGAUAUGGAGUACAGCAUAAGUGAGGGCGAAUGGAUUCAAACCAGAACAAACCAAACAGUGUCCUUCAACAGACUGACUGAGCACUUUUUGGGCUUGUUUGAGACCUGUCCCUUCGUGAGGGAAGAUGUGGAAAAAGAGCUAAAUGCUUUGAAAAUGUCUGAUGGAGACUUUGAUGUCAGGGGUCUGAGUGUGUGGGGAGAUCUACUGUCAGCCUUAAACAAGUCAGGCUGAUGAUUAUUUACACAAAGAGAGGCCGAAAGUAGUCAAAUGUCUUAUCUGUUCAUAUGGAUGCAAUGUAUGACUAGAGCUGGCUAAUAAACCUCAGUACUUUUUGUUACCAAAGAAACACAGAUUAUUGUAAACUUUGUCAAUGAUAAAUCUCUCAAAAUCCUAUUUUUGUUAUUCGAUAUUCUAUAUCAGUCAACGCUCUUGUAUGGCUGCUUGGGUUCACACCUUGAUAUUCAUUGACAAACAUUUUAAGCAUGCAGAACAUGUCUUAUUUUCAUCUGAUGGAAGUUGUUAAAAAGUGAAAUCUUUUCAGCACUAAUGGGGAUACAAAUGUUAUUUCCGAUGGCAUCAAAGAAUGUUUUUGAACCCUUUAUAAAAAAUUAUUGAUUAAAAUAUUUCAUCCAUGCACCUUGGAAUAGUGGGAUUCGUGGUUUAUCUCAAUACAAUUGUAUAUUUGUUAAAAAUGUGUUAAAAGCUACAUCAAAGUGGAAUGUUGCUUUGAAGCAGCACAUGAUCGGACCCAAUUAAAUUGAAAGUAUAUUUCAGGCAGUGAAAAGUUUACUGAAUAUAUAUCAUUCUGGAUAUUGAAGGCUUUAUUUGGCCCCAUAACUCCCACCACACUAACAAAUGAUGUUAUAGAUGUACUUUUGAAAAUCAUUCUAAAGUUGCUGAUUUACAAGGUCCUAAAAAAAAUGGUUUUAAAGAAAUUGCCCAAAUGAAAAAGGCAUUGU
Messenger RNA from Pungitius pungitius (ninespine stickleback), 1865 nucleotides. It is a transcript of the gene fancf, whose product is annotated as FA complementation group F. The record is from RefSeq and is a predicted model, not a curated record. Gene Ontology annotation, biological process: interstrand cross-link repair. The transcript has 2 exons. The coding region runs from base 109 to 1137 and encodes 342 amino acids. Lineage: Eukaryota; Metazoa; Chordata; Actinopteri; Perciformes; Gasterosteidae. Gene Ontology annotation, cellular component: Fanconi anaemia nuclear complex.